Physcomitrium patens is the source of this 1565-nucleotide messenger RNA. RefSeq lists its product as uncharacterized. Gene Ontology annotation, molecular function: shikimate kinase activity. The record is from RefSeq and is a predicted model, not a curated record. Lineage: Eukaryota; Viridiplantae; Streptophyta; Bryopsida; Funariales; Funariaceae. Gene Ontology annotation, cellular component: chloroplast; cytosol.
GAGGAGCGAGCAAGCGAGCACAGUGUGGAUAAGGCCGCGAUCAUCAUCUUCUUCUUCGAAUGCACCCCAAUUUGUGUCUCGAUCGGUGUUUUUAGGCCCCUGCAGUAUCGAUCUGCGUGGAUGCUUCUUACAUGAACGCUACCAGUUCGCGAAUAAAGGAACCUUUGAUCUCCUAGUGUUGAAACACUGGAAGGGAAUUUCGGAUAGAAAGGAAUGAAGGCGAUGGUGUUGUCACUUCAAUUUUGAUCUUACAAUCGCCUGUGCAAAUUCCCUGUGGACUUCCAGCUUGGAAAAGGUAAGCGAGGGGCGCGAGAGUAGCGAAGUUCAACCAUACCAUGGCGGCCCUUGCUAUUGCUAGUGUCCCCACGAAAUGUUUCGUCCCUGCACGAGAGACUGCGCCUCGGCCAUGCCAUCUGGAAGUCCACCAAAGAUUUCAGCUACCUGCCGCUCGGUUAAUCUUCCAGCGUUGUUGUACACUAAAUGCACCUCGAUUUUCCGAAAAGAGCUUUCGUAAACAUUUUAAUUACGUCACAGCUGCUGGCAGUGGCCAAAAUCUAUCGACAACGAAUUUGAGUAAGGACGCACAGGGAGAAGAACCAGUGGCUGAAGAACCAAGUCCAGAUUUUGACCUAUUAUUGAAGGAAAAGGCAGAUGAACUGCGAGAUGAACUGCAGGGAACCUGCAUAUUUCUUAUCGGUAUGAUGGACAAUGGAAAAGCUUCCGUAGGGAAGAUGUUAGCGAAAGAGCUCGGCUACUACUUUUUUGACAGCAACGACCUAGUACAACAGGCGGCAGAUGGAGAAGAAAUAUCUGAAAACGAGGAGGGCUAUAGAGAGGCCGAGACUGAAGUGCUCAAACAACUGUCUUCGAUGGGUCGCUUGGUCGUUGCCACAGGGGCUGGUACUGUACUAAAUACAGAAAACUGGGGUUAUCUAAGGCAUGGUAUAGUUGUGUGGAUUGAUAUCCCGGUGGAGACUGUAGCCAAGGAUGCCAAGACUCGACAACUUCUAGUUCCAAACAGUUCAGAUGAUGAGGCUUUGUCUAAAUUAACUAAGAUGUACGAGGAGAGGAAAGAAGUAUACAUGAACGCAGAUGCCACGGUGUCAAUUCAAGUCUUACCUGCUCAGUUAGGAAUCGAAGACUCUUCCUUGGUAACCCCAGCCAUGACUGCGCUACAGGUGCUGAAUGCAAUUAGACUAUUGGUCAAGGAAAAGCAAGCUAAAAAUCUGCGCUUCUAAUCAAGCACGCACUUUGUUGUCACCCAUUUCAAGCAAUGUGAAGAAUCUUUUCCAGAGAAAUGACAAUGCACGAACCCGUGAUUGAAGGAAAGAAUGAACACGUCAUGCAUUUAGCAAAUCACAACAACCAAUCUACCAUCACACCGCAGUAGAAGCUGUAAAACGUUAUAGUUUUGCCUUGCUUCGUUCGAACCAGCACCAAUUUUCCAUGUAGGAUAGUCUUUAGAGAUGUACAUACAGCACCACCGUUGACUAUUGCUAUUUUUUACAAGUGCUAUUCGACUGUGAAUUCGCAAGAGAGAACCAAACAGAGAUUUCAUUCACGGC